GCCACUUUCCUUAACGAGAAUAGUGAUGGCUACAAACAGUAUUUAGCCAAUACAUUUUCUGUAUUGUAUUGAAGCCGUAAUACAAUCUAGCACAUGAAGUGAGAGGGGUUAUAUUAUUAUUUGGAAAUAUAUAUUAAAUUAUAAUUAUGUCAAGUAAAAAACGUGAACAUGAAGAUAGUGACGCGGAAGAUAAUUGGAUUGGGCCGUUACCUUCGGAAGCUGCACCACAGAAAAAACAACGAAUCCUAGAAUACGAGCAGGUGUACAUAGAUAACCUACCAUGUUGUGAGUGUUACGAGAAGUCUUACAUGCACAGGGACGUCAUUACUCAUAUCUUAGUGACAAAGUCGAACUUUGUGAUAACUGCCAGUUGCGAUGGACAUGUCAAAUUUUGGAAAAAACAAGAAGAGUUGAUAGAGUUUGUGAAACACUUUCGGGCACAUUUAAUGGUAAUACAAUCAAUAUCUACCAGUUGCAAUGGUGUUCACAUGUGUUCAGUCAGCAUAGACAAAACUAUGAAAAUAUUUGAUGUCAUUAAUUUUGAUAUGAUUAAUAUGAUAAAAUUAGACUUUAUACCACUUUGUGCUGAAUGGAUAUAUUCAGCUGGCGAUGCAAUUGCUGCUGUGGCAGUUUCCUCACAGGAAUCAAAUAAAAUAUACAUCUAUGAUGGUCAGGGAACUAGCACACCUCUGCAUAUAAUCGAGAAAUUACACACUAAAUCUGUCAUCAUCAUGAAAUAUAAUCCCGUCUACGAAACAUGCAUCUCUGUCGACAAGGCAGGCAUACUGGAAUACUGGACGGGCCCGAAAACUGAGUACAAAUUUCCCAAAUGCAUAUCGUUUGAAUCGAAGCUGGACACCGACUUAUUCGAGUUUGCUAAGAACAAGACUUACCCAUGCGGCUUAGCAGUGUCGCCUGACGGUAAACGAUUUGCAUCGCUCAGUGGUGACAGGAAAGUUCGGGUCUUUAAUUUUCGGACAGGUAAGCUGUACAGGAUAUUCGACGAGACGCUCCAGAGGUUUACAGAACUGCAGAAAACUGUACUGCAACUCCCAAAUAUGGAGUUUGGACGCAGACUAGCGGUCGAAAGGGAAUUGGACAAGACUGAAAUCAACCUUGGGAAUAUUAUUUUCGAUGAAUCUGGUUAUAUCAUUUUAUAUUCGACGAUGUUGGGAAUCAAAAUGGUGAAUCUUUACACGAACCGUUGUAUCAAAAUCAUGGGGAAGCCAGAAAACAUACGACCGAUGCAGCUAGCACUGUUCCAGGGAAAAGCGAGGAAAACCACCGCCGCGUUGACCGUCGAGAUGGAGGCUUCCGAGAACCCUACGAUAGAAAUGAACCGGCCGGACCCGACGUUGUUCUGCACGGCUCACAAAAAGAAUCGCUUUUACAUGUUCACGAGACGUGAACCGGAGGACACGAAGAGCCAGGAAUGCGACCGAGACGUUUUCAACGAGAAACCAUCGAAGGAAGACAUCAUAUCUUCCACUGAGACCACGAACAUGCAGAAAAUAUACGACACUGCGAUUAUCCACACGGCGCUCGGCGACAUCCACGUAAAUCUCUUCGGCAAGGACGUUCCUAAGACAGUCGAGAACUUCUGCGUGCACGCGAAGAACGGCUACUUCAACGGUCAUAUAUUUCACCGAGUCAUCAAGGGUUUCAUGAUACAAACGGGCGAUCCCACCGGUACCGGUACCGGUGGCGAAAGUAUAUGGGGAGGAGAGUUUGAGGACGAAUUUAGACCGAACCUGAAGCACGACAGACCGUACACUUUGAGCAUGGCCAACGCGGGUGCGAACACGAAUGGUAGUCAGUUCUUCAUCACGUUGACGCCGACGCCUUGGCUAGACAAUAAACAUUCCGUUUUCGGUCGAGUUCACAAGGGCAUGGAGGUUGUACAGAAUAUCAGCCAAGUGAAAACGAAUCCGAAGACCGACAAGCCUUACGACGACAUACGUAUAGUCAGCGUCACUGUAAAAUAGUUUUAUAAAAUAUACAUUCUGCACGUGGAGUUUGUACAAAG
Molecule: messenger RNA, 2026 nt
Organism: Odontomachus brunneus
Lineage: Eukaryota; Metazoa; Arthropoda; Insecta; Hymenoptera; Formicidae
Product: peptidylprolyl isomerase domain and WD repeat-containing protein 1
Exons: 8
Coding region: 147-1985 (612 amino acids)
Biological process (GO): protein peptidyl-prolyl isomerization
Molecular function (GO): protein binding; peptidyl-prolyl cis-trans isomerase activity
Source: RefSeq, a predicted model, not a curated record